Messenger RNA from Phyllostomus discolor (pale spear-nosed bat), 615 nucleotides. It is a transcript of the gene BOLA3, whose product is annotated as bolA family member 3. The coding region runs from base 103 to 435 and encodes 110 amino acids. The record is from RefSeq and is a predicted model, not a curated record. Lineage: Eukaryota; Metazoa; Chordata; Mammalia; Chiroptera; Phyllostomidae. The transcript has 4 exons.
GCGGCAGGGGGCGGCCUUGCCCACCGGGGCGGCUUUCGGUCCCGGGCUCCGCGCCUUUCCGGAGACCCAGCGACCUCGGGCUGCGGGUCGCGUCGGCCGGGCAUGGCGGCGUGGAGCCCUUCCACGGCAGCGCUUUUGCUCCGCCGGAUCUGCGGGAUUCCUCUUCUUCACUGUGCCCAGCGGAUGUUUGCCUCACAGACUGAAGGGGAGCUCAAAGUAACCCAAAUUCUCAAAAAAAACUUUCCUCAAGCUACAACUAUCAAAGUCACUGACAUUUCAGGAGGCUGUGGGGCAAUGUAUGAAAUUCAAAUUGAGUCAGAAGAAUUUAAGGAGAAGAGGACUGUCCAGCAGCACCAGAUGGUAAACCAGGCUCUGAAAGAAGAAAUCAAAGGAAUGCAUGGAUUGCGGAUAUUUACCUCUGUCCCCAAACGCUGACCAUACCUCGGCUGCAGAGAUACUGCUGCUGACAACCUUGGAUGAACUUGACCAAUCUUUCCUAGGCAUUUGCCAAAAAAUUUAUUAUGUUCAUAGACAUUUCCAUAUUAUAAUUACAGAAGAAUAUGGUAUCUAUUUAGAUGUUAAUUAAAGACAACAGAUAUCUGAGUCUUUUGAAGA